CUUUAACUUCUGUAUUUCUUAUGUUAAUAGCAGACUGACCAUCACAUUACGAAGCUGUUUGGCCGUGGCAGAAAAAUGAUACCACGUGGCCGGAAGUAGUGGUGCUACAGCAUUGAGUCCUCACUGGAUGCCCCGGAGGAUGGAAGUGGACUGUCUGGAGGCAUGUCUGCCCAGGAGCAGGUGCUGAAACAGCGAUCAGAGAUACUGCAUGCCCUGUGCAGCAGCGGGUCGGCAGAAGGUCUGGAAAGGAUAUUGGAUUUGUUGCUGGCUCAGGGGGUGGUUGUCUGGGAGGACUAUCAGAAUAUAGUGGUACCAGCCAGGGCUCUGUGCACCAAUGCCCGGCAGUUACUUGACCUGGUGUUCGGCAAAGGAGAGGAUGCAUGUGGGCUCCUCCUAGCUGCUCUUAGGCAGGUCCUAUCUGAGGCACAAAGGGCUGCCCUCUCCUUGGCAGACUGUUGCUCUAGUCGAGAAGAAACAGAUGGGCUCCAUGGCACAGCUACUCAGACCCUUCUUAAGGAGAGACCAGGUCUGGUCAGCAAGCUACAGGACUGUGUCGACGGUGCUCUCGAGGUACUGGUGGAAGCAGGGUGCUUUACCAAAGCAGACUCUGAUGACGUGCAGCUGCCUGUAUACACGCCCUCCCAACAGGCAAGGCAUUUACUCGACCACGCCAGAUCAAAAGGGGAGAAAGCAGCAAAGAUCCUACUACAAUUCAUUCAGGAGAAGGAGGGGCGUAGACUCCCAUCGAAACAGGACAAAUGGUCUCCUCCUGAAGUGUGCUUGCAGUACCAGAAGAAGCUUUGCAGCACUGUGUCUGCCCAGUCUCAUUUCCUCAGCACUUACGGGGGGACCAGUAACAUGUCUCUGGAUGACAUCUACAUUGAGAAUCACCUGGAAUUAUCUCAUGACUGCGCUGAUGCCCACCAAGUUUUGCACCUGACGGACAUAGUUGAUACGGCGGGCACAUUGAACGAGGAGGCGGAUACAGUGCUGGUAUCCGGGGAGGCAGGCAGUGGGAAGAGCACUCUACUGCAGCGACUUCACUUGCUCUGGGCGCGGGGGAUGGCUCUCCAUGACAUCCUCCUUUUGUUUCCAUUUAGCUGUCGCAAACUGAGCUCAGAGCACAGAGAACUGUCCCUCCAAGAGCUUCUGUUUCAGCAUUGCUGCUGGCCAGACAGAGAGCAGGACCAGUUAUUCCAGUUUAUCCUGGACAACCCACACCACAUCCUCUUCACUUUUGAUGGCCUGGACGAGCUCAAGCAACACUUUUCUGAUGAGCACAGGCACUGUUGCCCCACCCAGUGUGCACCGGUUCCUAUACUGUUGUUCAAUUUGCUCCAGGGCUCCUUGAUGAAGGGGGUGCUGAAAGUGGUGACAAGUCGCUUGGAGGCAGUGAACCCUGCACUGAGGAGAUACCUCCGCAAAGAGGUCCUCCUCAAAGGAUUUUCUGUAGAUGGGAUUGAUUGUUUUGUGAAGAAGAAUCACAGUGACCCCAUAGUGGCUGCUACAGUCCUACAGUCGCUGCAGAGCAACACAGCAUUACUGGCCCUGUGCCACACUCCAGUCCUCUGUUGGAUUAUCUCAAAGUGCCAUAAAGAACUGCUUGGCUGUGGAGAGAGUAGCCCACAAACCAUUACAGAUGUCUACUUGAUGAUCCUACAGCACUUCUUCCAGCACCAGAACCCUCAGAAGAGCACCCUGAGUUUGGGCUGGGUGUCGGGGCAUGUAGACACUGCUUUGCGUCUGGGACGGCUUGCCUUUGAAGGGAUGGGAAGCUGCUGUUACAUCUUCUCUGGUACGGAGCUAGAGACAAGUGGUGUAACUGAGGAAGAUAUCAGCAUGGGUUUUCUCACCCACAGCAACAAUCUCUCCUCUGUUGACUGUAAACAGUAUGAAUUCCUACAUGUGACCAUGCAAUGCUUCUUUGCUGCUCUGUAUAUUGUUCUGGACAAUAAUCUUGACCCUUCAGCCAUCUUUAAACUCUUUCAGCCACAGGAUAUGCAACAGACAAACAUAAGCAGUGCAUGUUUUGGGCUUUGCUUAACAUCCACUGUCCAGAAAGAAGGGGUUUGUGAGAAGGAAGCCAUGAUAGCCCAGACACCCAAUUUACAAAUCACAGCAACUUUUUUGGCUGGCCUUCUGUCCCAGCGGCAUCGAAGCCUUUUACUGCAAUGCUGCUCUGGUUCCACCCUGGAUAAGAAAUCCCGACAGGUGGUGAAAUGUCUGUCCAAAGGCAUGCAGAAGCACUUUAAGUCCAUCCCUCCACCUGUGGAAGGAGAGAAGAAGAGUAUGCAUGCUAUGCCAGACUUUGUUUGGCUUAUUAAAUGUAUCUAUGAGAUGCAGGAGACCAGGUUAGCUAAAGAUGUAAUGGCUAAACUGGAGGUGGAGCACUUGAAACUGACAUACUGUAACAUUGGCCCAGUGGAGUGCACAGCGCUGGCCUAUGUGCUUCAGCAUCUUAAGAACCCUGUUGGCCUGCAGUUGGACUACAACUCUGUAGGUGAUGUUGGGGUAGAGCAGCUUCUUCCUUGCAUGCACAUUUGUAAUUCCCUUUACCUUAGAAAUAAUAAUAUCUCAGAUGAGGGGAUCCGCAAAUUGGUUGCUAAGGGUAUCCAGUGUGAGAGCUUCCAGAAAAUUGCGCUUUUCAACAACAAGUUAACUGAUGUUUGCACUCAACACCUUUCUCAUCUUUUGAAGACAAAGCAGAAUUUCCUUGCCCUAAGAUUAGGCAACAAUAACAUAACAGCAGAAGGGGCAAAGCAACUAGCUGAGGGACUGAGAUUCAAUCAAUCACUGCAGUACCUAGGGCUUUGGGGGAAUAAGAUUGGCAAUACAGGUGCAGAAGCCCUUGCCAAUGCCCUAGAAGACAACAAAACUCUGACGUGGCUUAGCCUGGUAGACAAUGGUGUAGGGAGUGCAGGAGCCUGUGCGCUCGCCAAAGUUAUCAAGAAAACUACCACACUGCAUGAACUUUGGUUAAUGAACAAUUGCAUAACCAGAUCAGGGGUAGAAUGUCUGAUUCAAGCACUGACGCAUAAUACAAGCGUGAAGUCAGUGUGGUUAAGAGGAAAUGACGUCAGUGUGGAGGACGUAGAGGAGAUGUCACAACGUGAAGCCCGACUGAUAUUCUGACUGAAGCAAAAGUACACAUGUCAAGGACAAAAUGUUUUGCUUUCACGAAUGUAUUUAUAACCAAAUAAUAAAAGAACA
Molecule: messenger RNA, 3210 nt
Organism: Lampris incognitus (smalleye Pacific opah)
Lineage: Eukaryota; Metazoa; Chordata; Actinopteri; Lampriformes; Lampridae
Gene: nod2
Product: nucleotide-binding oligomerization domain containing 2
Exons: 11
Coding region: 163-3132 (989 amino acids)
Biological process (GO): positive regulation of canonical NF-kappaB signal transduction; defense response to bacterium; response to muramyl dipeptide
Cellular component (GO): cytosol
Molecular function (GO): protein binding
Source: RefSeq, a predicted model, not a curated record